GUAGCCUGCUAUUACUAUUACUCCUGGAGUUACCCAUACUGUCCCCAGUAUCAUUACAGGAUCAAAAGAUCUGAACGUUAUGUGAAUUAGUCCAUCCUCGAAGCUGUGUGGUAAUGUUUUUUUUAAUUUCUUUCUUUCUUUUCUACAAGUGUAGAAGACGGCACAGGAAACGGCACGCGCUUGAAAUCCGUUCCCUGUUUUCAGCGUCUCGUGACCCGCAAGAGUGUAACGCGGUCUUAUCCAGAACAGAAAACAGGUUGUGGGGAGCCUGGAGCCAAUCCCAGGAGAUUUGGGGAAUGAGGCGGGGGACACCCUGGAUUGGGUGCCAAUCUGUUGCCAGACACGAUCACACACACAUUCACAGACAUUGGCAGUCAGCCUACAACGGAUGUCUUUGGACUGGGGGAGGAAACCAGAGUACUCAGAGGAAACCCCCGAGAACAUGCAAACUCCAUGCACACAGGAGGUGCAAGAGAGACUGGAGAUCGUGAAGCGCGCGGCGGAGUGCAUGGCCCGUGACAGAGGAUACGAGCGCUCGCGUUAUGUCCGGUAAUGGAACAGCAAUGAGAGAGGACUUUUCCCUGGAAUAAACGCAAGCGCCGGGCCCAACAGAAUGCGGGAGCGGGAUGUACAGAGUGUGUGUGCGUGGCUGCUGCUGCUCACCCUGGCCCUGCUGUCUCUCUGGGGGCGUCUGGCUCUGGCUUCCUCACACCGCAACCAUAUAGUGCAUGUGAAGGCUGGGACAUGUGAAGUAAUUGCGGCCCAUCGCUGCUGUAAUAAGAACAAGAUUGAAGAGAGAUCUCAGACUGUCAAAUGCUCCUGCCUACCCGGGCAGGUCGCUGGGACGACCAGAGCUGCUCCAUCCUGCGUCGAUGCAUCUAUAGUAGCCCAGAAGUGGUGGUGUCAGAUGCAGCCAUGUCUGGAUGGAGAGGAGUGUAAAGUUCUACCAGAUCUCACAGGCUGGAGCUGCAGUACUGGCAACAAGGUUAAAACGACAAAGGUAACUCGGUAGUGUCAUGCUCCAGCCAGAAGAAUUGGAAUUAGAUGAAUUGGAAAUGGAAGGACUUGCAGAUACAACUUCACCGAUGCUAAAAUAAUAUGGGAACCGAAGCAACAAGGUCUCGUGUCCACUCCAUUCAUACCAAUGAAGACCAUCACACUACUCAGCUCUCCUCCAUCCUCCAUACUUGUAACCCGCUGUCCUGAGCGUUUGCUGGAAAUCUCGUCAGCACAAAUAAAGGGAUGAAAGACUGUCUGCUCGCUGGAAUUUCGCCAUGCAUCUGGAUUAUAUCUUAUGGUAGAACGCUAAUCGCAGAGACAACACACUGCUAACGUCGGAACUGUUUUAUUUGUCCAGUUUCUUCUUUCUCCAGCUGCUUAGACGUUCUGUUGUGUUAUGGUUUUCUUUCUUCUGUCUGUCGAUGCUUCCUGUAACCUCACAUUUUGACCCUGAAAUGAAAAGUGACAUUUUUGUUUUCCCUUCCCAAAAACCUUGUUUCUGUCUCAGCAUCUUAACUUCAGAAACUAGAGCUGCAGUUCUGGACUUACUGACCAUCUGUAGAUUAUUUUGUUCCUUUUAUAAUAAAGAAAUAAUAAGUAAAAUUUUUGACGCAAAAGACAAAUGAAACAGUAGAUGUUAUGGUAUAAUUCUGUAAAAGUGUAAAAGAUUACAAGUAUCAGAUUCUUAGAUCCAGAAGAAAUUAAAGAAAAAAAAGAUUCCUCUAACAGUUUUAAUAUUGAUGUUUUUAACCAGCCUGGUAACUGCUAUUGAGUACAUGUGUCAGUAUUAUCUAAAAUAAAUAAAGCUAUUUCA
This is a messenger RNA of Ictalurus punctatus (channel catfish), 1813 nucleotides long. RefSeq names its product TAFA chemokine like family member 3b (gene tafa3b). Bases 614 to 1012 code for a protein of 132 amino acids. Gene Ontology annotation, molecular function: receptor ligand activity. Lineage: Eukaryota; Metazoa; Chordata; Actinopteri; Siluriformes; Ictaluridae. The transcript is spliced from 7 exons. The record is from RefSeq and is a predicted model, not a curated record.